Messenger RNA from Doryrhamphus excisus (bluestripe pipefish), 1470 nucleotides. Its product is annotated as glial cell line-derived neurotrophic factor. Gene Ontology annotation, molecular function: growth factor activity; glial cell-derived neurotrophic factor receptor binding; receptor tyrosine kinase binding. The record is from RefSeq and is a predicted model, not a curated record. NCBI's taxonomy places the organism in Eukaryota, Metazoa, Chordata, Actinopteri, Syngnathiformes, Syngnathidae. Gene Ontology annotation, biological process: peripheral nervous system development; negative regulation of neuron apoptotic process; positive regulation of branching involved in ureteric bud morphogenesis.
CUGGGUGCGGAUGGUCGUCAGAGGAACGUCUCCAAAUUUGGAUUUAUAUCAUUUAGCGGAGUUUGCGCAAUCCCGCCAGUGGGGUCACCAGCAGUCCACGCAGGAUCUUUAACCUUCCGAAACUGGAAAAAAGUCCCACUUCCGUAUCCACGAUGAGCACAUGAGGCCGUUUGGUUCCGAGCAGCGCCAUGUCCCGGGUGGACCAUGAAGUUAUGGCAUAGCCUGACCACUUGUUUGAUUCUGCUGGGAGCCGCGCAUGCCGGCCAAGCGCCCCUGGUCCGAAGCCGGAGCCGACAGCGGCUGUCUUCCGCGGGGGGAGAUUCGCACGAGAAGGAGAGACCCCUGGCGAGUCCACCGCUCCGGAUCAGCCUGUCCGUCAGCCGCAGCCAGCAGGACGCGGACGACCGGGGAGACCAAUAUACCAUGCACGAGCCUCUCUCGGCCGAGUUUGAGGAAGUGGCGGAUUUGAUCAAAGUGACCAUCAGCAGAAUACGCCGCUCCCCCUCCUCCCCCCCAGAGUCCACUCAGGCGACCCAGUCUCCGAGGAUCUCCAAAUCAAAUCGGACCCUAAGUACCAAAGCUCGACACGUCAGACGCAAGAGGAAGAACGGCUCAAGCCGACUGAAAAAUACAAGAACAAAAGGCGGGGCUAGAGGAAAAAAAAAGUCAGGAAGUGGGCGGGGUCAGGGCUGCACGCUGAAACAGAUCCAACUCAACGUGACGGACUUAGGUUUGGGGUACCGCUCGGAUGAGGAGAUGAUAUUCAGGUACUGCGCGGGGCCCUGCAGGAAAUCAGAGACCAACUACGACAAGAUCCUGUACAACCUGGCCCAGCGCAGGAGGUUCCCCGCUAAGGACACGCCCCCGCAGGCCUGCUGUCGACCAAUAGCGUUUGACGACGACCUCUCAUUUCUGGACGAUAACCUUGUGUACCACACCGUGAGGAAGCACUCUGCCAGGAAGUGUGCUUGUGUAUAAAAGGACACUUUUAAACGUUACUGUCCCUUUAAAAAAAAAUUCCCUCAUUUAUUGCAGUUAAUCACUUCCAGAUCCGACUGCGAUAAAUGAAUUUUAGCAAAGUAGGAUUCAUUAUUAAUAAACGCAAUAUUUUCAUUGCACACACACAACGUUUGCCUUUCUAAGUACACUUUUGAACAUUAUUAGAGCCCCGCAGAAAUGACAUAACACCCCUAUUAGUCAUUGUUUACAGCACUAAAGGUGCAGGCUACUGGAUCACCGCAGGGAUAUAAAAGCUAGCAAACGAGUUAGCCUUUAAUUGAUUUGGAAGACAAAGUAAGGAUGUAAAAUCAUACCACUUCCGCAUGGACUGAGAGGAGAGCUUUUUUACAUUCUUAUGUAACAUAUAACUGAUCUUUCAAUAUUCAUGGACUAAUAAUAGGGCCUAGUCAACCAUGAAACAGCGAUCAUUUAAUAAUUAAUAAGCUUAAAAAAACGCAAUUGAGUAAGGAA